AUGAACGAGGACGAGCGGCUGAAAGAGAGAUAUGUGAACUUCGACCCGAUCCAGCUUCAGCGCGUUGCUGGGAAAGCAAUGGGAGAAGACCAUUGUGCCCAUAUUUUCAAACUCGCAGACGGUGGUUUCAACAAAGUCUUCCUAUUUAGAACAACUUCUGGUAAAGAAGUCAUAGCACGCAUUCCCACUCCCAUUGCCGGCCCACCCCACUACACCACCCCCAGCGAGGUUGCUACGAUGGCCUUCUUGCGAGAUAUUCUAGGAGUUCCGGUCCCAAGAGUACUGGCGUAUUCGGCAGAUUCGACCAAUCCAGUUGGAUCACGGAAAUUGAAGCGAGGAUUUUUGCAAGACUUCUGCAUUGGUCCUAUUGCUGCGCGGCAGUUCUGGCAUGGUGAUCGAAGUAAUACCAAGAUUGAUCGCGGUCCUUGGCUCUCACCUGAAGACUGCUUUACAUCUGCUGCUCGGCGAGAGACCACUUGCAUACUGCAUUUCGAUAUCGACCCUUCGGAGCAUACAUCGCUUCUUUCAAAAUUCCUGCAACUUUCCACUCUUUUGAUACCAAAAGACACAGUUUAUAAUGCUCUCAUUCUACGACAUUUUGACUUGACUCUGAAUGAUAUUUUAAUGGAGCCUGGCUCCGCAAAGGUUGCGAGCAUUAUAGACUGCGAGGAACAAAUGGAAGCAAAAGCUAAAUUUCGCUCCGAGGAAGCAAACCUCCACUACACAUCAGCUACUUGGUUGUAUAAUGGUAACCACUGGAGCGCCUUGAAGAUCCCGCACCUUGGCAUGCGACAAUAUCUACAUCAGCAAGCAGGGUACCUUUGGGAUGGAGAUGUCAUCAAUCUUCGUGCUGCUCUUGUUGGUAUCACAACUCCGCAAGUUUGGGACGCGAUUACGUCAGAACGGUGUCCGGUGGUCUUUUCUGAUCAGGAACGGCACACAGCAAUGGAGGAAGCAAAUGAGUGGAAUCAGUGCGAAGAACUCCUGGAUUUUAUCAGGAACGAUUUAGGUAUUGACCCCGAAGGUGGUACAGAACCCGCAAACUUUGAGGAGGAUGAGCGUGAUAUUUGCUGGCGGAACUGGCCUUUCAAAGAUGAUACAGAUCUCCCCUCUUCGUCUUUAGUGUGA
This is a messenger RNA of Aspergillus piperis CBS 112811, 1128 nucleotides long. RefSeq names its product mitochondria protein Fmp29. NCBI's taxonomy places the organism in Eukaryota, Fungi, Ascomycota, Eurotiomycetes, Eurotiales, Aspergillaceae. The transcript has 6 exons. The coding region runs from base 1 to 1128 and encodes 375 amino acids. The record is from RefSeq and is a predicted model, not a curated record. Gene Ontology annotation, cellular component: mitochondrion.